Erinaceus europaeus (western European hedgehog) is the source of this 8799-nucleotide messenger RNA. It is a transcript of the gene DICER1, whose product is annotated as dicer 1, ribonuclease III. Gene Ontology annotation, biological process: pre-miRNA processing; siRNA processing; apoptotic DNA fragmentation. The transcript has 29 exons. The record is from RefSeq and is a predicted model, not a curated record. Bases 475 to 5832 code for a protein of 1785 amino acids. NCBI's taxonomy places the organism in Eukaryota, Metazoa, Chordata, Mammalia, Eulipotyphla, Erinaceidae. Gene Ontology annotation, cellular component: nucleus; cytoplasm; RISC complex. Gene Ontology annotation, molecular function: ATP binding; ribonuclease III activity; deoxyribonuclease I activity.
UAGCGGGGCGGCGGGUGGGUGCCACGCAGUUUCCGUAACGGGGCGGCCGGUGGGCGCCGCGUAGUUUCCGUAGCGGGGCGGCGGGCGGGCGCUGCGCAGUCUCCGCAGCGGGGCGGGCCCAGGUGGAUGAAGUGACCUGACAGCGGGGACACGGCGGCGGCGACGGGAGGAAAUGGCGGCGGCGGGCGGCGCCGGGAGGUCCGGGCUGUGACGCGCGCGCCCCGGCGGGCGCCGAUGGUUCUCGAAGGCCCGCGGCGCCCCGAGCUGCAGGUUAUCUAGGGCAUGAAUCAAUCUAGACGUGGCAACUGAAAGGUCUUAGAAUCAGCCUUUUGAGAGUAGAAGUGGGCAUGCUGUGAUCUUCUGAGAAACUGCUGUCAUGAUGUCAAAAUGCAGUUCAGACAAUAGCAACACAGAGAUCGCAAACAUUAAAACGUAAGCUGUGCUAGCGCAGACAUGCAGUGACAGAGACUCGUGAUGAGUGACAAGCCUCGCUUUGCCACCCUCAGCAUGGCCGGCCUGCAGCUCAUGACCCCCGCUUCCUCACCAAUGGGUCCUUUCUUUGGACUGCCAUGGCAACAAGAAGCAAUUCACGAUAACAUUUACACGCCAAGAAAAUAUCAGGUGGAACUGCUGGAAGCGGCUCUGGACCGUAACACCAUCGUCUGUCUGAACACCGGCUCGGGGAAGAUGUUUAUUGCUGUCCUGCUGACUAAGGAGCUGUCCUACCAGAUCCGGGGAGACUUCAACAGCGACGGCAAGAGGACGGUCUUCUUGGUCAACUCUGCUAACCAGGUUGCUCAGCAAGUGUCAGCCAUCAGGACUCACUCAGACCUCAAGGUUGGGGAGUACUCAGACCUAGAAGCAAGUGCAUCUUGGUCAAGAGAAAAAUGGAACCAAGAGUUUGCUAAACACCAGGUCCUCGUCAUGACCUGCUGUGUUGCCUUGAACGUUUUGAAAAACAAUUACCUGUCACUGUCAAAUAUUAACCUUCUGGUGUUUGAUGAGUGCCAUCUUGCAAUCCUAGACCACCACUACCGCGAAAUCAUGAAGCUCUGUGAAAACUCUCCGUCGUGUCCACGGAUCUUGGGGCUCACGGCUUCCAUUUUAAAUGGGAAAUGUGAUCCGGAGGAAUUGGAAGAAAAGAUUCAGAAGCUGGAGAAAAUCCUCAAGAGUAAGGCCGAAACCGCGACUGACCUGGUGGUGUUAGACAGAUACACUUCACAGCCGUGUGAGAUCGUGGUGGACUGUGGGCCUUUCACGGACAGAAGCGGGCUGUACGACAGGCUGCUCAAGGAAUUAGACGAAGCACUUGACUUCGUCACCGACUGUAACAUAUCCGCGCACUCGAGGGAAAGGGACUCCAUGCUUAUCUCUAAGCAGAUCCUGUCCGACUGCCGCGCAGUGCUGGUGGUGCUGGGCCCCUGGUGCGCGGACAAGGUGGCGGGGAUGAUGGUGCGGGAGCUGCAGAAGCACGCCAAGCACGAGCAGGAGGAGCUGGCCCGCAAGCUGCUGCUCUUCGCGGACACGUCGCUGCGCAAGGUGCACGCGCUGUGCGAGGAGCACUUCUCGCCCGCCUCGCUGGACCUGGGCUUCGUCACCCCCAAGGUGCUGCGGCUGCUGGAGAUCCUGCGCAAGUACAAACCCUUCGAGCGGCAGCAGUUCGAGAGCGUCGAGUGGUACAACAACAGGAACCAGGACGACUACGUGUCCUGGAGCGACUCCGAGGGCGAGGACGACGACGAGGAGGAGGCCGAGGAGGAGAAGCCCGAGACCAACUUCCCUUCCCCGUUCACCAACAUCCUGUGCGGGGUUGUCUUCGUGGAGAGGAGGUACACGGCGGUUGUGCUCAACAGGCUGAUAAAGGAGGCUGGCAAGCAGGACCCGGAGCUGGCUUACAUCAGCAGCAACUUCAUAACUGGACACGGCAUCGGGAAAAACCAGCCUCGGAACAAGCAGAUGGAAGCGGAGUUCCGAAAACAGGAGGAGGUGCUCAGGAAGUUUCGAGCUCAUGAGACCAACCUGCUCAUUGCAACCAGCAUCGUGGAAGAGGGUGUGGACAUACCAAAAUGCAACCUGGUGGUCCGAUUUGAUCUGCCCACAGAGUAUCGGUCCUACGUCCAGUCUAAGGGCAGAGCCCGGGCGCCCAUCUCUAAUUAUAUCAUGUUGGCAGAUACUGACAAAAUAAAGAGCUUUGAAGAAGACCUCAAAACGUACAAAGCCAUCGAAAAGAUUUUAAGAAACAAAUGUUCCAAGUCAGCUGAGACUGGGGAGGCUGACUCUGACCCUGUCGUGGACGACGACGACAUCUUCCCGCCGUAUGUGUUGAGGCCGGAUGACGGCCCUCGAGUCACCAUCAACACGGCCAUCGGACACAUCAACAGAUACUGUGCACGAUUACCCUGCGAUCCCUUCACUCACCUGGCCCCUAAGUGUAGAACCCGGGAGUUGCCUGAUGGUACAUUUUAUUCAAGUCUUUUUCUGCCAAUUAACUCACCUCUUCGAGCCUCCAUUGUUGGCCCGCCCAUGAACUGCAUCCGCUUAGCUGAAAGAGUGGUAGCUCUCAUUUGCUGUGAGAAGCUGCACAAGAUUGGUGAGCUGGACGACCACUUGAUGCCUGUCGGGAAGGAGACGGUCAAAUACGAGGAGGAGCUGGACCUGCACGACGAGGAGGAGACCUGCGUCCCAGGGCGGCCGGGCUCCACCAAGCGCAGGCAGUGUUACCCCAAAGCGAUCCCAGAGUGCCUGAGGGACAGCUACCCCACCCCGGACCAGCCCUGCUACCUGUACGUGAUCGGCAUGGUCCUUACCACCCCACUGCCCGACGAGCUCAACUUCCGGAGGCGGAAGCUGUACCCGCCGGAGGAUACCACCCGCUGCUUUGGGAUCCUCACCGCCAAGCCCAUACCUCAGAUCCCACACUUCCCUGUGUACACCCGCUCGGGAGAAGUGACCGUCUCCAUAGAGCUGAAGAAGUCGGGCUUCGCGCUGCCCCUGCGGCAGCUGGAGCUGAUCACGCGGCUGCAUCAGUACAUCUUCUCCCACAUCCUGCGGCUGGAGAAGCCCGCACUCGAGUUCAGGCCCGCCGACGCCGACUCCGCCUACUGUGUUCUACCUCUGAAUGUCGUGAAUGACUCUGGCACUUUGGACAUCGACUUCAAGUUCAUGGAGGAUAUAGAAAAGUCUGAAGCCCGCAUUGGCAUCCCCAGCACCAAGUACUCAAGAGAAACCCCCUUUGUUUUUAAACUAGAAGACUACCAGGACGCUGUUAUCAUCCCCAGAUACCGCAAUUUCGAUCAGCCGCAUCGGUUUUAUGUGGCGGACGUAUACACCGACCUCACCCCCCUGAGUAAGUUCCCUUCCCCCGAGUACGAGACGUUCGCCGAGUACUACAAGACCAAGUACAACCUGGACCUGACCAACCUCAACCAGCCACUUCUGGACGUGGACCACACUUCCUCAAGACUCAACCUGCUGACGCCACGCCACUUGAAUCAGAAGGGGAAAGCCCUCCCUCUGAGCAGCGCCGAGAAGAGGAAAGCCAAGUGGGAGAGCUUGCAGAACAAACAGAUCCUGGUCCCGGAGCUGUGCGCCAUCCAUCCCAUCCCGGCCUCCCUGUGGAGAAAGGCCGUCUGCCUUCCCAGCAUCCUCUACCGCCUCCACUGCCUUCUGACCGCAGAGGAGCUGAGGGCGCGGACGGCCGGGGACGCCGGGGUGGGGGUCCGGGCCCUGCCCGCGGACUUCAGGUACCCGAACCUGGACUUCGGCUGGAAGAGGUCCAUCGACAGCAAGUCCUUCGUCUCCGCGGCCGAGCACGAGCCUCCCUGUGGGCACGGCGCCGCAUCCCCGGACCUCGAGGACCCCGCGCCCUUGCCCCGCGGACCCCCGCCCCACCCGGCGCCCCGCAACGGCCCCGCUCCCGCUCCCGCCCUGCUGGCCGGUGGGGCCCCCUGCCAAGGAACUGCGCCCGCGCCCCCCACUACCUCAGUCCCCGCGCCCGGCGGCGGCGCUCACACAUCUACCUCAGGCGGGGGCCCCGCGACCCCCGGCUACUCCUCCCGGACCCUGGGCCCGAACCCGGGGCUCAUCCUCCAGGCCCUGACCCUCUCCAACGCGAGCGACGGCUUCAACCUGGAGCGGCUGGAGAUGCUGGGGGACUCGUUCCUGAAGCACGCCAUCACCACCUACCUGUUCUGCACCUACCCCGACGCCCACGAGGGCCGCCUGUCCUACAUGAGGAGCAAGAAGGUCAGCAACUGUAACCUCUACCGGCUUGGAAAAAAGAAGGGUCUGCCCAGCCGCAUGGUGGUGUCGAUAUUCGACCCCCCGGUGAACUGGCUUCCUCCUGGUUACGUGGUAAAUCAAGACAAAAACACAGAUAAAUGGGACAAAGAUGAAAUGACGAAGGACGGCCUCCUCGCCAACGGCCAGCUGGCCUUGGACCUGGCGGACGCGGAUGCGGAUGCGGCACUGUGGCCGGCCCCCCGGGAGGAGCCCGACGACGAGGACGAACUGCUGGAGUACGACCAGGAGCACAUCCGCUUCAUCGACAGCAUGCUCAUGGGCUCGGGGGCCUUCGUGCGCAAGAUCUCGCUGGCCCCGCUGGCGCCCGGGGACCCCGCGUACCAGUGGCGGGCACCCCGGAGGUCGCCGGCCGAGCCGGAGGACUUGGACUACAGCUCCUGGGACGCCAUGUGCUACCUGGACCCCAGCAAGGCGGCCGAGGACGAUGACUUCGUGGUGGGCUUCUGGAACCCGGCGGAGGAGGGCGGCGGGGUGGACGCGGGCCGGCCCAGCAUCUCCUACGACCUGCACACGGAGCAGUGCAUCGCCGACAAGAGCAUCGCCGACUGUGUGGAGGCCCUGCUGGGCUGCUACCUGACCAGCUGUGGCGAGCGCGCCGCCCAGCUCUUCCUCUGCUCGCUGGGCCUCAAGGUGCUGCCCGCCGGCCCCAGCCCCGCCGCCCCCCGGGACCUGCAGUACGGCCGCCUCCAGAUCCCGCCCCGCUGCAUGUUCGACCACCCGGACGCCGAACGGACCCUCAGCCACCUCAUCUCGGGCUUCGAGAACUUCGAGAGGAAGAUCCGCUACAGGUUCCAGAACAAGGCCUACCUGCUCCAGGCCUUCACACACGCCUCCUAUCACUACAACACCAUCACGGAUUGUUACCAGCGCCUGGAGUUCCUGGGUGACGCCAUCCUGGACUACCUCAUCACCAAGCACCUGUACGAGGACCCUCGCCAGCACUCCCCGGGCGUCCUGACCGACCUGCGCUCCGCUCUGGUCAACAACACCAUCUUCGCGUCGCUGGCGGUAAAGCACGACUACCACAAGUACUUCAAGGCCGUGUCGCCCGAGCUCUUCCACGUCAUUGACGACUUCGUGCAGUUCCAGCUGGAGAAGAACGAGAUGCAGGGCAUGGACUCGGAGCUCCGGAGGUCGGAGGAAGACGAAGAGAAGGAGGAGGAUAUCGAGGUCCCCAAGGCCAUGGGGGACAUCUUCGAGUCGCUGGCGGGGGCCAUCUACAUGGACAGCGGGAUGUCACUGGAGGUUGUUUGGCAGGUGUACUACCCCAUGAUGUGGCCCCUCAUAGAAAAGUUCUCCGCCAACGUGCCCCGCUCUCCCGUGCGGGAGCUGCUGGAGAUGGAGCCAGAGACCGCCAAGUUCAGCCCGGCCGAGAGGACCUACGACGGCAAGGUCAGGGUCACGGUGGAGGUCGUGGGCAAGGGCAAGUUCAAGGGCGUCGGCCGCAGCUACAGGAUCGCCAAGUCUGCCGCCGCCAGGCGCGCCCUGCGGAGCCUCAAAGCGAACCAACCUCAGGUGCCCGACAGCUGAAGCCCCUCGAGCAAACAAACAGAUCAAGGUUGCUUUUCUUAAAAGAAAAAAAAGAAAGAGAAGAAAAGACAGAAUGGUGAGGGGAGGAUCGAGCCAGUGGAAGGUGACCUUCCGGAAGCAGAGCCGGAGCCACCCGGAGGAUCCACCCGGUCGCAAGCUCGGCCCGCGGAGAGAACGGCCAGGACGCGGCCUAGUUCUGGGCCUCUCAUGCAGACAGUCUUGUCCCCUUUCUCCCCGGGCGCCGCCAGCCCGGCCCCGGUCGCGCGGCCCUGGGCUCCCGGGGGGACGUCGUCAGCUUGGCUUAUGGCUCGUGUUUGCAGGCCAAGGGCGUCCCCCGGCCCCCGCCCGUGUCCCCGAGCACCCUCCGUGUGGUCCGGCCGGAUGGGGUCUCUCCGCCUCAGCGCCUCAGCGCCUCAGCCGCGGCAGAGAGCGUCUGUCGCCUUGCCUGGAGAGCCCUGAGCUGACGGCCCGGCCCCUUGAUUUCUGCCGUGACAGAAGCAGGCCCGCUCCUGGCCCGCGGGCCCAGGGUCUCCCUCGGGUGGCCGAACACCCGCUGCGGGAGGAGUUGGCCGCCGACCCUCCCUCCGCCCGCUGAGGUGAACCUGAGACGUGUCAGACCCGAGCUGCGCUGCGCUUUCAGAGCCGAGUGGUUAGCGCUUCAGGGGACACACGGAGGACCUCCCUGCCCUCCGUCUCCUCCCCUCGCCGCCCAGCCCCCACCCGUCUCUCCCCUCGAGGCUCGCGUCCUGCGAGACAGACAGACAGACAGACGGCCGGCCGGCCGGCCGAUGCAGCUCACCGGUUCGGACCCCAGCUCGCGUCCCCGCGGGCGAGCAGACGGAGCGAGGGCACCUGGGCGCCUCCGCCGAUUACCUCACUUCCUUCCUUCUGCAUGCGUCCAGCCCUCCGUCCGUUGGUGCUACGUUCACGGGCGAUGCUUGAAACCGGCCUCCUCCUCCUCCUCCUCCUCCUCCUCCUCCUCCUCUUCCUUUUUGCACGGUAACUACGAUACCUCUCACAGUCCUCGCCCGAGCUGCGGGAGCUGCGGGUCUGUCGGAGGCGCCCGCCUGCUCCUGCUCGUCCGCCCUGCUCGGGGGCCGCAGCGAGGACUUCUUGCUUGUUCUGCCCCCGCCCCCCAGCCCUCAGGGCCGCGGCCCCUCUCUGAAGGCAGCCCGGGGUGGCGGUGUCAGCCCUCCCGGCAUCCCCUGUUGUCCCAGUCACACACUUCAGUUGGGGUCUCCGUGCCGGAACGAGCUUCCUGGCCAGUCACAGGAAGCAGAGGCGGACACAGACGAAUACCUCAAGGCGUUCCGGGCAAGCACUUCUCCAGAGCAGUGAGGGCGACCGCUGCGACGACACCACAGCCGCCACGAUCCCCGACUCCCGGGUGCCAUACGCCCUCGUCCCUGCCCUCGUCCCUGCCGGCACCCAUAGGAGAGGCGUCACCCAGCGGACGCCUCAGUGAGCAGUGAGAGAGCGGCGACUUCAGAGGGACUGUGGUGAGGUCACAGGCCCCCGGGUGUCAUCCACAGCAGUCCCCUCGUGGGGUGGGAACCGAAGCUCACACUCUGAUUCUGGCGACCGGGUUUGAGAGGCGGCUCUGCAGCCCCUGCCACCCGGGGUGUCUGUCACGCAGCAGCUCGGCCGGCGGGAGGCGGGUGUCCCGCACCUGUCCCCGGGGCUGGCGACUCCCCGGUGGGGACGGUGCGGCGGCCCGUGCUGGCGGUCUGGAGCUGCCAUCAGUGAUGCUUCUCGGCGCGGACGGGCACGCGCUUGGCACCCCGCUUCAAGGAGGGAGUGCCGGGGGGGACGCACGCGGUCGUGACGGCCCAGAUUCUAGAGAGUUCUGUCGCCUGUGACGUGUCACGUGAACUCGCUCAACUUUAAGUAGGUCACAUAUGUGUGUGCGUGGAUUUUUUUUUUUUUUUCGGUCCGUGACAUGUUUGCUGUGUGUGAAAGGAUGAGAGAGAUGCGUCCACUGAACUCUUAAUUAUGUCCUCAGAGCGUCGGUCGCAGCUUUUUAUUUCUCCCGUGUCUCUGACAUCCCUUGAAGUGAUGAAGUUGUAGGGUAGCCCUCCUGCGUUCUCUCCUAAAAGACUGAAUUUUUACUCGCUCGAGAGUAGCUUCGCCUCAGAGGUUCAGUUCACCCUGCCGCCGGGGCGGGGGCCGAGGCCACUCUGGGUUCUGGCCCCCCACCCCACCCCCGUCGUCAGGUGACAGGAACCACGGGACCCCAGCCCGCCCUCCGCCCACGGCUCAGCUUAAGGCUCCGCUGCCGUGAAACGUUCCAUGUUUGCCGAUAGGACAAGUAAGCCUCUCACGGAAGGUCGGCCCGUGUUUCCUCUCAGCUGCGUCAGGAAUCAGGUCGGGGUCUGUCCCCCGUUCUCUCUGACACCCGAAGACUAGAGCCCCACGUCACGUCGUCACCCAUGUGGUCGUUUUAAACUGCAUUUUAAAAUAGGUAUAUUUUUUCAACCACUGAUCGCUUUUCAGGAAUUUAAUUAUUUCCAGAUAAAUUUCUUUAUUUUAUAUUGUACAUGAAAAAGUUUUUAAGCGAUGUUUAAGAUCAAGAACACCCAACUGAUUUUACCACAGCCUUUAGAGACGCCAGUAGCGACACAGAGGCCGCCCCGGGACCAGUGCAUUUUCCCCCCUCCGUGAACAAGGAGCUUUCGAAGCAGAACUUGUAAAUAGAUUUUAAUCAUUGGUAUUUUCCCCCCAGUCCGUCCCGGUCUGGGCGUCCACCACGACAGUUUGAACCUGUAUAGACGCACGCAGAUCCCUCUCCAGGAGGAGGACAGGAGCACGGCCGGGGGACUUGCUGCUGUAAAUAGUCGAGGGGAGAGGCGGGCCCGCUCGCCCGCUACGGUGCCCGGACCUCAGAUCACUGUCAUCUCUGUCUUUUAUCUUAUUUUACUUUUUAAUGAUUGUAGCUGAGUAGAUCGCCAAUAAAGUCAUGUCUGCUGG